AAAAGAUAUUCAUCGAACAUCUUCCCCAACCCCUAAUAUAAUCUUCAAAGUUCGUAAACCCCCUAUACAAAACAAAGGAUCCUAAUUCAAUCUACUCUAUCCAAAUUCUUUCAAUCAAUAUAAAUUGAAAUUUGAACACAUCAAAUUCGUAUGCACUUUCUUUUCUUUUUGGGUAAAUUGAUGUGCACUUCGCCACUUCCUUAUGAAACAAUCUUGCCACGUGGCAGCAACCCAAUUGGCCAAGUAAUGGUAACCCUCCAGCCUAAUCAAGCUGCCGAAUUGCCACAACCAUUUCGCCAUGUUGUAAAUUCCGUUAAAGCAAUCUUUUUAUAAUUAUUAGAGAAAAAAAAGAGUGGCAACCUAAGUCUAACCAACCAAUUUGGAGUUUCGAACAUUCACUUUAUUACAUACUUAUAAAGUAAUAUAUAUACCUUCUUCUAGCUCCCCACAAACCAUAAACAGAAUUCUUUUCCGAAACUUCUAACACUUCCUACUUUGCUAUAACCAAUUUUCUUCUUCUAAAAUGGAUUGGACCAGAGGCCAAACCAUAGGCCACGGCUCCUCUGCCUCCGUCUUCGUUGCUAAGUCACAUUGGUCCAGCGAGAUUUUCGCUGUUAAGUCAGUGGAGUUAUCCCAGUCUCAGUUCUUGCAAAAAGAGCAGAAAAUUUUGUCCGAAUUGAGCUCCCCUUACAUAGUUAGCUACAAGGGGUACGAUGUUACAAAAGAGAACGACAAAUUCAUGUUUAAUCUUAUGAUGGAGCACAUGUCUGACGGUACACUUACCGAUGAAAUUCGGAAACAUAAUGGUCGGAUCAACGAGCCUUUGAUUGGGUAUUAUACCAAGCAAAUUCUUCAAGGAGUAGAGUACCUACAUUCAAGAGGCGUAGUACACUGUGACAUUAAGGGACAGAACAUUUUGUUAGGUAAAACCGGUGCCAAAAUUGCCGACUUUGGUUGUGCUAGGUGGGUUGAUCCGGCGGAGAGGGACGGCGGCACAGCUGCUGCUUCCGCCCAGCCAAUUGGCGGCACGCCGAUGUACAUGGCGCCGGAGGUGGCGCGUGGGGAAGAACAGGGGUUUGCAGCUGAUAUAUGGGGAUUAGGAUGUACAAUUAUAGAAAUGGCCACAGGUGGAUCACCGUGGACUAACGUAACUAAUUCAGCUUCAUUGCUUUACAAAAUUGCAUUUUCAGGGCAAUCCCCAGAAAUUCCAAAGUUUCUGUCUUUACAAGCAAAGGAUUUCUUAAGCAAAUGCUUUAGAAGAGAUCCAAGAGAAAGAUGGACGGCUAAACAACUUCUCAAACAUCCAUUUCUUGAGGAAUCCAAUUCGAAUCAAGAUUUUGUGACAAGUUCCCCAACGAGCAUUCUUGAUCAAGACAUUUGGAAAUCAGUAGAGGAGACAGAAACCAUGGAUUUUUGUUCAAUAGAAACAGUAAGCUCAAUGGACUCUGCUGUGCAAAGGGUAAGAGAAUUGGGGUUGAAUUCAGGAGUACCGAACUGGAGUUGGGACGAUGAGAGAUGGAUAAGACUUAGAAGAAGCAGUGAAUAACUCGCAGAAAGACAAAGCAAUGACAGCUUUUUUCUAACUGUCAUGAUUAUGAAAUUUGAGAGCUGGUGUUGGAAAGAAACAGCUAACAAUUUUGCUGUAAAGUUUGGUACUAUACAGAACCCAAUACAGAUAUGGAGUAUAUGUUUCUCCCAAAGGUGUGAGGUUUGCAAAAACCCGAGGAAGAAGAGGCAGGUUCCGGAGCCAUUAACCAAGAAGGAAUACAAAGAAAUCCAACAUAAUAUUCAAAUGGCUUUUCUGUUAUCUCUUGUGAACAGUGGGAGAAAUUCAAAUUUUGAUCUUUAAACUUUUAAGUACAAUUUUGUC
Molecule: messenger RNA, 1870 nt
Organism: Nicotiana attenuata
Lineage: Eukaryota; Viridiplantae; Streptophyta; Magnoliopsida; Solanales; Solanaceae
Product: mitogen-activated protein kinase kinase kinase A-like
Exons: 1
Coding region: 524-1546 (340 amino acids)
Biological process (GO): protein phosphorylation
Molecular function (GO): protein kinase activity; ATP binding
Source: RefSeq, a predicted model, not a curated record